UGUAUGAGCUGUGCAGAGAUGGGGUUACAGCUACUCUGAUUUCAAGGUAGAGACUAAUUUAAUUUAACAUCAGCUUUACAUCUCUCCAUCUAAACUACACAAAUACAACUCAGAUAUGUCACUGCUCUGCUUUAGAUGUUGGCUUGCAUUCCUCCUGCUCUUGCCCCCCAAAACACAUGUUUGUUUGUUUUUUGGCAAAAUAUGUAAUGAACAAUUCUGAUUAAUUUCCCAGUGGAUCCUAAAAUGUGCCCUGUGGGUAACUUCACUAAUUUAAACCUUAGUCAUAACCACGCACAUUAUAGCACAUUUUCAAGAGCAUACUGUCACAAAGUGCUUUAUUAUAAAAGAAUAAGAAUAUAGACAUAAAAUACAGACUUAAGAAGAGAAACACCAUAAAUAUAAACAUUAAUGAAUAAAAAAAUACUCCAAAUGAUCUACCUUUGUUACAUUAGAUGUGUUGUUGUUUUACAUGUAAAUGUUCAAUUUUGAAAAAGCAAAGUAAGAUAUUUUUCUAUUUGAGUUUUAUUCUGAAAAAAAAAGAAACGACCGUAAGUGUUAUGUUGCGUCACAUCCGGCACUUGACGCUGACGUCUAUGAAAAGCGGAGCGCAGCUAGCAAGACUUGCACUUUUUUUUUUAACGAGAUAUGAACGAUUUAAAGAGCGACAACGGAGUUGAAAUUUAGUUUAAAAAAAAAAAUCCUCAUUAAGUUUCAGAUAUACCAGCUUGUCCACGAACUCUGACUGUGACUAUAAUGAGCAACGCUUUAAGGUUGCCAGGCUAACUAGCUAGCAAGCUAGCUAACGUUACUACUCACGAUAGUAACGUUAGCGUUGAAUGAACUGCUGAGUUAACGGAAACAAUGUCAGAGGAGGAGGGAUAGGAAAGAAACUCUCACACCUAAUCACUAGUUAUCCACUAUAUUUAACUAGCGGACAGUUUUAGCUGAAAAAAGAGGUCAACAACACCAGAAUGUGACAGUUAAUUACUGCAAACAAAGCGUCUCUCGUGUUCAGUAUACAUCUCCGUGUGAGCCUGGCCAUCACUUCACCACCAUCAUGCCUUUCUUGUUCCUGGAGCGGUUUCCCUGGCCCAGUUUACAGACAUACACGGCGCUGAGUGCUGCCCUGCUGGCCGGGACCGUCCUGACCUUCUGCUCCUCCGAGUCCCGCUCACAGUCCAGCCCGGAGGAGACCCACAGACACCCGGUCCAAAGCUCCAGGCUCAGCCGCUACAUCCGGGAUGGUGGACUGUAUCUGAGCGCAGGGUAUGCAGAUGUGGCUGCAGAUGUUCUGCUGUACCUGCUGACUGACAGUGUCUUUGUUUGGGUGAUGGUAAACACAGCCUGCUGUGUCUUGCUGCUCAUCGGCAAACUCAUCCAGUGUGUCGUGUUCGGGUCUCUCCGCGUCAGUGAAAAACAGCACCUGAAGGACAAGUUCUGGAACUUCAUCUUCUACAAGCUGAUCUUUGUGUUCGGCGUCCUGAACGUCCAGACGGUGGAGGAGGUGGUGAUGUGGUGGCUCUGGUUCUCCGUCCUGGUCUUCCUCCAUCUCCUGGUUCAGCUCUGCAAGGACCGCUUUGAAUAUCUGUCCUUCUCUCCGACCACUCCUCUGUCCAGCCACGCUCGGGUGCUGCUGCUGUUGGUGCUGCUGCUGUUGUGCUGCGGUGGUCUGGCGACCCUCUGCAGCCGGCUGGUUCGCAGUCAAGGCCGCCACACCGCCGCAUUCAUGGCUGCUGAGUGUAUGUUGGUGACGGUCAUGACCACACACGUCAUGUUUCGGUACUCCAUCCACCUGUGGGACGUGAACCAGGAGGGCAGCUGGGACAAUAAAUCCUCCUAUGUUUACUACACCGACCUGCUGAUGGAGCUGCUGUUACUGGGCCUGGACCUGCUGCAUCACAUCCACAUGCUGGUCUUCAGUAACAUCUGGUUGUCCAUGGCGAGUCUGGUGAUCUUCAUGCAGCUUCGUUUCCUGGUUCAGGAGGUUCAGAAGAGAAUUCGCCGCCACCACAACUACCUGCGAGUCCUCCGCAACAUGGAGACCCGGUUUACUGUGGCGUCUGCAGAUGAACUGGCAGCCAAUAACGAUGACUGUGCGAUCUGCUGGGAUGUGAUGAGUUCGGCUCGGAAACUGCCCUGCGGUCACCUCUUCCACAGCUCGUGUCUGCGCUCCUGGCUCGAACAGGACACAUCAUGUCCGACAUGUCGGAUGUCCCUGAACAUCGGUGAAAGACAUGUGGAGAGGGAGACCAGGGAGGCCACCGCUGACAACGUGGCUGCUGGCCCCGGUGUCGACACUCAGCCGCACCUCAACCAGCUCAACCACUUCUUCCACUUUGAUGGUUCUCGUAUUGCCAGCUGGUUGCCCAGUUUCUCAGUGGAAGUUAUGGCCACGGCCAACUUUUUAGGCGUUGCACCAACCAACCCGUCUCAGAUCAACACCAUGGCUCAGCAGAUCCAGGAGAUGUUUCCUCAGGUUGCCCUCCAGCUGAUUAUGCAGGACCUGGAGAUGACUCAAUCCCUCGAGGUCACCACCAACAACAUCCUGGAGGGACGAAUCCAGACAGCCGCGUCGCCACUGGUCUUUGAGCAGCCGGUCAUACAGAUAACUCCUCCACCUGAGGACGAGGGCGGAGCCAGCAGCGAGUCAGAGCAGGAAGAGGAGGACGAGACGGAGGACGAGGAGGAAGAUGAAGAGGCAGCGGAGAAGGUGGAGGUUCAGUUUUCUACGUCAGCGGAGCAGCGACAGAAACUGCUGCUGCAGAGGAAGGAGGAGCUGCUGCAGCGAGCGCGCAGGGACUAUCUUCUGACCCGGAGCACCAGGUCCCACACGGGAAGCCACGAGUCCUCCGACAGCGACGCUUUGACCUUCGACCCCGUGACCCUGCGGCGGGAAACAUUAGCGGCGGCGGCAGAGCGACGCCUGCAGAGACCGUCUGACUCCGCCCACUGAGCACAGACAGGAAGCUGGUAUAAGAAGCAGGAUCCAGGAAGUCUCGCUUGAUGUUAAGUGGUACAGACAACCCUGGAAAAAAAACCAAGACACUCUGACUUCAGGUGAAAUAAUAUUAUACAUUUGUUCUUCGAGCAUAUAGACAAUCAAAAAAAAAGGAAGCUGGUAUAGUUUUACUGUCUGUGGCUGCGUUUUCAUACCUGAAUGAACAAACUACUGGCCUCUGCUGAUGAUAAUGCUAAGAAAUGAAUACACUUAUUAAAUGACAACUUAGAAAGGGGCUGCAGUUCAGACCAUCGUGCAGUAACUAAAUUGAUCACUGAAGACGCCAGCAGACGACAAGUGAUUGAUCAGGUUACACAUUCGCUUUACUGUAACGAAUCAAAGCAGCGUGUCCCGGCGUCGGUAGAAAUAGAACAUAUCUCUGUUUGGGAAAUGUUGAAGAUUUCAGCUGGAUAUUUGUGAGGAAUAAAGUCGCUGCACAGGUCAGAGCGCCCGCAGUGCUGCCGGUUAAACGCCGUUAGUUUGAGGUUGGAAAUGUAGCGGCUGGAUGCACAUUAACUGAACCCCUAUUUUAACGUCCGUAGCUUCGUGUAGCAUCAGUUCCUCUGGUCAGAGCGCUAUUUCAGGGAGGAGCUGCUCCUCCAAAACCUCCUGUGGCCGAUCCUCGGUGGAUCACACAGUUAUAAUGUAGCAGCUGUACAUGGGAGCUGGAAAACAGAUUUUGACUUUUGGGUUGCAGGUCUGUGCAGGACCAACAGACAGAAACUAAAACGAGUGCAUCAAGGACUGUCUGUGGGACACACAAGUUGUUUUUCCUGUAGGCUUUGUGUCAAACCUCAAAUAUCGAAAUCUGUCAUCAAAUGCUUGGCAAGAGAAUUAGUUUGUUUAUUCUUUCCCUUCUUUACUUUUUAAUAACCAUAAUUAGUUAAUUUCAGGGUUUAUUUAGGUGGAGCUCUUUUGUGUUAAGACACAAACACUGAUGCAUUUGAAAAGUUUGGCUUAUUUUGUUAAAUAGAAAAUGGCUGAAAGUUUGUAAUUCUCCAAGUAAGGCACAGAAAAAUGUGUUGUUUUGGUAUUGAUACCCAAAGAUUUCACCAUGUCUGGAAAGGUUUCUGGGGCUGACCUGCCUGCCGUGUACAUGUACAGAUCACUUGUGUUACACAAAAACACAGGAAGGGAGAGUCAGUGGGAAAACUGUAGGACGGAGCUUUUAGGAGACGACUAAACUGAACUUUGUCGCAUAGAGUAUCAAAAACUGUCAAGUAUGAAAAUUUGGCCCAGAAGAUUUAGUCGCAUCUUCUUUGAUCUGAUAUUUCCCGAUUUUUAUAACAUUAUUUUGUUACAUUUAUAUUCUAUUUCAUUUAGGUAAACGUCUACUUCAGCAGUUUGGUACACACAUGCAUUUAGGAACGUUUUGCUAAACGGAGGCCGUGUUGGAAAUGUGUUUGUGUUCAGCAAAUUAAAAAGUUGUAUAAAGUUUUGUAUCGGCGCAGCUGACACCCGACCCCCAAACCAGAGUUGUUGGUUUUAAGUGUUCAACUUUAAUUGCCCCGAAGCUGCACUGCAUUCUGGUUUCUUUUUCUCUAAAAUUGAUCUCUCUGCAUCCUCUAUGAUGGAUUCGUCCAUCCAAGUGUUUCAGAUAGGGAUAGACUGAUUUAUCAGUAUGUUAUUGAUCAGCUGAUGUUUAACUUUCACCUGUAACAACUUCAACUCUGUUGAACGGGUUACAAAACUCCCUGCAGGUGGUUUUUAUGUUUAUUGAUUGUAUUUGUCUCGCUAAAAGUCAAAUACUGGGGCCGACAGAACAGCAAGUGAUUUAUGUUUGUGUUCUUUGUAGAAGACCUACAAUACAAAGUGUUCAAAACAUUCUCGUCUGUCCGGGAAAAUAUACAAAAGUAUUUUGAUAGUUAGAGAAAAAGAUGAAGAAUACAGUAUAUAGGAGAUACAUGCUACGUAUUAGAAAUUUGCUUUCUGAAUGAACAGUAAUGACAUUGGAAAUCCAGUAUUGGUCUAUUUAAAAAGGUGGACCUUUCCUUUAAUCUGCCAUCGUUAUUUAUGUGGUUUCAAUUCAUUCUAGCAGGUUUAGCUACAGAUAAGGUAACAAUGUUUUAAAAACAUGACAAACAGAAGUGAUUCUCCUUUUCCCCUCCGUACUGUUUAAUCAUUUAAAAUGACUCAAAGUGUAGAAUUUCUGCGCGUUAGUGUUUUAUUAUGUUGUGGUCAGACUGUAUCUGUUCGUACUGGGUUUAAUGGUUUUGUUUUUGCACGUCGGCACCUUCAAGGUUUCAGCUCUUUUUCUUUGUUCUUCCUCAUCUGGACUUGUUCCCGUUUACAGAUUGUAAAAAUACUUAGAAAAAGAUAAAUGGAAUAAAAUUUUGUACAGAGAUUUAAGAAAUAUUGAGUUUUGGAAAAUAAAUAACGCUGUUGUACAGUUUGACUGUUGAAGCUGAACCAAUAAAUUCAUAAAUCAGA
Molecule: messenger RNA, 5428 nt
Organism: Siniperca chuatsi (mandarin fish)
Lineage: Eukaryota; Metazoa; Chordata; Actinopteri; Centrarchiformes; Sinipercidae
Product: E3 ubiquitin-protein ligase AMFR-like
Exons: 13
Coding region: 1058-2953 (631 amino acids)
Biological process (GO): ubiquitin-dependent protein catabolic process; protein K48-linked ubiquitination; endoplasmic reticulum unfolded protein response
Cellular component (GO): endoplasmic reticulum; cytosol; ubiquitin ligase complex
Molecular function (GO): ubiquitin protein ligase activity; ubiquitin binding
Source: RefSeq, a predicted model, not a curated record